AUGGGAAAUGCUGCAAAUGAAAAUUGCAAUGAAACAACGAUGAGAAAACUCGGUAACAUUAUGAAAAGUAUUAGUCCCUUUGCUGCUGCCUUCAAGAUAAUGCAGGAAGUGGAAGAAGAAGAAAUUCAUCGAGAUAAGAAAGAAAAACGAGCGCUACCUCCACUUCGAAUGAUUUUUGAUAUUGAUCAUCGAAUUCAUGAUCGACGACUCUACAAUCUCCCAACAGCAAAUGAAGUUGCUGCAGUUUUCGUAGGUGAA
This is a messenger RNA of Rotaria sp. Silwood2, 258 nucleotides long. The record is from the annotation of a GenBank genome assembly. Lineage: Eukaryota; Metazoa; Rotifera; Eurotatoria; Philodinida; Philodinidae.